CUCCGUUCUAGACAUUUGUAUCAUUCCUGUUGACGGCUGACGGGAAACGGCCCACCGUGACCGUAAUAACACAAACCCGACACCUCAAUACUAAAAAGGCUUUGCUUUUUCCUAUUGACCGAGUAUCGCCUCAAAAGCUUGAAACAAGAUGUUUUACACGUGUGGACCUAAUGAAGCUAUGGUGGUGUCCGGCUUUGGCCGUUCUCCUCCUCUAAUGAUUGCUGGAGGACGAGUGUUUGUCUUUCCGUGUAUUCAGCAGAUCCAGAGGAUCACUCUCAACACCCUGACUCUAAAUGUGAAGAGCGACAAAGUCUACACUCGCCAUGGUGUCCCCAUUUCCGUCACUGGUAUUGCACAGGUGAAAAUCCAGGGCCAGAACAAGGAGAUGUUGGCCACUGCCUGUCAGAUGUUCAUGGGCAAGUCUGAGGCUCAGAUAUCCCAUAUUGCACUGGAGACACUGGAGGGGCACCAGAGAGCCAUCAUCGCCCAUUUGACUGUGGAGGAGAUCUACCAGGACCGUAAGAAGUUCUCCGAGCAUGUCUUUAAGGUCGCCUCCUCUGACCUGGUUAACAUGGGGAUUGGUGUUGUCAGCUACACGCUCAAAGAUGUUCAUGAUGAUCAGGACUAUCUUAACUCACUGGGUAAAGCCAGAACGGCCCAGGUGCAGAAGGAUGCCAGGAUUGGAGAGGCUCAGUACAAACGAGAUGCUGUCAUCAGGGAGGCCCAAGCCAUGCAGGAGAAGGUUUCAGCUCAGUACAAGAACGAGAUUGAGAUGGCAAAAUCUCAGAGAGACUUCGAGCUAAAAAAGGCAGCCUACGAUGUUGAAGUCAACACCAAGAAAGCUGAGUCAGAGAUGGCCUAUCAGCUUCAGGUGGCCAAGACCAAGCAGCGCAUUGAAGAGGAGAAGAUGCAGGUUCAAGUGGUUGAGCGGGGACAGCAGAUUAUGCUGCAGGAGCAGGAGAUCACCCGCAAGGAGAAGGAGCUGGAAGCUAAAGUGAAGAAACCUGCAGAAGCAGAGAAAUACCGCCUGGAGAAGCUGGCUGAGGCGCAGCGUCUGCAGCUCAUCAUGGAGGCUGAGGCUGAGGCCGAGUCCAUCAGAAUGAAGGGCGAGGCAGAGGCAUUUGCCACGGAGGCUAAGGGCCGUGCUGAGGCAGAGCAGAUGAGUAAGAAGGCAGAGGCCUUCCAGCAGUACAAAGAUGGAGCCAUGGUGGACAUGCUGCUGGAGAAACUGCCACUGAUGGCAGAGGAGAUCAGCAGGCCAUUGUCGGCUGCCCAGAAGAUUACCAUGGUGUCUAGUGGCGGCUCAGAGGUUGGAGCGGCCAAGCUGGCUGGAGAAGUGCUUGAAAUCAUGACCAGGCUUCCCGCCGCUGUGGAGAAACUCACUGGGAUCGACAUCUCCCAGGUUUCAGGAAAACCCAUCCAUGCACGUUAAGAGAAAGAGAAGAAGUGUCACCAAUAUUCAGACGAGGAGCUCCACAUCUUCUCUUCGUGCCUGUAACCACUGUUGUUUCACUCUUCAACACUGUUCAUGCAUGUGUAUCCCUUGUGUGUCGUCCUCCUUCCUAUUCCAGGGAUGUGAGUUCUCCUCCUUUUACGUGGUUUCUAGUCAUGUCCCUGAUGAGUGCUGGUGUGCUGGCUGCUGUGGUUGAUAGCAGAAUCAGCUGUAAGGAUAUGAUUAUUAGCUAGUGAUAUACUUUGUGGGAAAUCCUGUCUUUGUCGCUUUAUACAUAACCUUCAAUAUGCAAGUUUUAUUUUCCUACCGCAACCAGCCUCAUUCUCCCUGCAUAGGGACUUGGUCAAAAAACUAUCGUUCACUUUAGAACUUUUUAAUGUAGAAAAUGUUUAUGGUUUCUUUCUGUGCCUUUCAAUUCAUAAAAUGCUGCUGAGAUCUCUCACCAAAGCAUCACCACAUAGUAUCUGCUAGUCCUUUAUAAAUAGACAAAGGGGGGUGAUGCUAGUUUAUUUCAUUGGUUAUAUUGUAGUCUCCAGUGCACUGCAGAUUAAGCCAAGCUUUUUGCAUCUCGUUACCGCCAAGUGCCUGGUUUAAGAUACUCCAGACUCCUCAACUGUUAAAGUAGACUUCUCAAGUUAAGCCUAUUGUUACUCUGUCAGGGAACAUUUCUUUAUAUCUAACCGACAUAAGCCAUGUUGUAGAUGAAAGCCAAAUCAGUCUCUACUCCUUUCGUAUUUUCUUGGGACUAAUCUUACACCUUUAUUAAUAAAACUGUGUUGAUGCAUAUCUAUCCUUUUUAAGUUGACAUAAGUAGUUAAGUAUGAAAGCUGUAUGCUACUGUUAAAUAUUCAAGAUGUACAUACAGUAACUAUAGUGAAAAGCUAAUGGAGACAAUAAAAAGAUGAUUUAAUUA
Messenger RNA from Scomber scombrus (Atlantic mackerel), 2366 nucleotides. RefSeq names its product flotillin 1b (gene flot1b). The transcript has 13 exons. NCBI's taxonomy places the organism in Eukaryota, Metazoa, Chordata, Actinopteri, Scombriformes, Scombridae. Gene Ontology annotation, cellular component: plasma membrane. Bases 149 to 1432 code for a protein of 427 amino acids. Gene Ontology annotation, biological process: regulation of receptor internalization; positive regulation of cell-cell adhesion mediated by cadherin; positive regulation of cell junction assembly. The record is from RefSeq and is a predicted model, not a curated record.